AUGUCGUCAAUCACCAGUCAAACUCAAGAAAUGGACACUCAUCAGAUAUCCAGUUCCAUCCCAGAGUCUCAGGUCCUCAUCAUCAUGACCGGUGGAACAAUCUGUAUGCAGCGCUCCCCCUCCGGCUUCGUCCCCGCGCGCGACUUUCAGCAAACCUGUCUCGCCAAGAUGCCUAUAUUUAACGACGGCUCACGGCCAUCUGUAAGUAUGGACGUCGUUGUAAACUCUUCAGGCGAAAAAAAGAAAUAUGCGAGUCUGAGGACCCCGCCUAGUCUGUAUGAUCGUCAAGUGCGGUAUACGGUUUUUGAGUUUGAGGAGUUACUUGAUAGUAGUUCGAUUGACUCCAAGGGUUGGGCGGAGAUUGCACAGACUAUUUAUAACAACUACACCUUGUUUGAUGCGUUCGUUGUUUUGCAUGGAACGGAUAGCCUGGCUUAUACAUGCUCGGCACUAAGCUUCAUGCUUCAAAAUCUGGGAAAGCCAGUUAUCCUCACAGGGUCUCAAGCCCCCAUGCUUGAACUGCAAAACGACGCUUCGGACAAUCUUCUCGGUAGUCUAGUUGUCGCAGGCCACUUCAUGAUCCCCGAAGUAUGUCUAUAUUUCAACUACAAACUCUUCCGGGGUAAUCGAACCACCAAAGUGGCAGCCAGUGAUUUUGCAGCGUUUGAUUCUCCCAAUGCGCCGCCAUUGGCUGUGACGACCUCGAUGAGGACGCAUGUCAAUUGGGAUCUGGUGCAUCGGCCGACAAGCAUUGAGAAUUUCAGUAUUCGGACAAAUCUGGAUACGAGUCAUGUUGCAUGUCUAAGGAUAUUCCCAGGUAUCAAACCAGAAAUGGUGGAUGCGGUUUUGCAGUUGAAAGGGCUGCGUGGGCUUGUCUUGGAGACGUUCGGCGCGGGCAAUGCGCCUGGUGGGCAGGAUAACGCCAUGACCAAAGUGUUGGCGAGUGCGAUUCAACGAGGGAUUGUCAUUAUCAACAUUACUCAAUGUCUCACUGGCCAUGUGAGCCCCGUAUAUGCGCCCGGAAUGACUCUAUUUAGGGCUGGAGUUGUAGCAGGACAGGACAUGACGACGGAGGCAGCAUUGACGAAGCUUGCAUACCUCUUGGCAAUGCCAGACUCAACUCCUGAAUCAAUUGCAAAAGACAUGGCCAUCUCAUUGCGCGGAGAACUCACCUCUCACUCUCAAACCGUCUUCCGACAUCCUGAAGGAGGACUUUCUGAGCGAACCACAACCCUUACAGCACUGGGAUAUGCGAUAGCACAGGGCGAUCUUGACAAGGUCAAAGAUUUGUUGAAAGGUGCGAAUGACUGGGUGGUGAAUGACAGUGAUUAUUCAGGGAAUACUCCUGUGCACAUCGCCGCACAUUCACCCUCCCUCGAAAUCCUACGCUACUUUCUCCUUCAAGGUGCAUCAGUCCAUCUCCGUAAUAGCGCAGGACGAACACCGUUGUUCCUGGCAGCUAGUGCCGGUCUGAUGGACCACGUUGUGCUCCUCCGCAAAUCCGGCGCCCAUCUUCAUGCAGAUGAAAGAGCGGUAGCAGAGAUGCAGGCGCGCCGACGACCGGGUAUAUGGGCAUUGGCAGGAGUGGGUGCCAGAAGUAUGAAAGAACGAGACGAGCUUGAAAAUAGUAAUCGUGACGAUGGUAUAGAGCACGCUAAUAGUAACGCCGGGUGGACUGGUAAUGUGCAGACUUUGGCGGGGUCGGCGCCAGCGUGA
This is a messenger RNA of Talaromyces amestolkiae, 1716 nucleotides long. RefSeq lists its product as uncharacterized. The record is from RefSeq and is a predicted model, not a curated record. Lineage: Eukaryota; Fungi; Ascomycota; Eurotiomycetes; Eurotiales; Trichocomaceae. Gene Ontology annotation, molecular function: asparaginase activity; protein binding. The coding region runs from base 1 to 1716 and encodes 571 amino acids. The transcript is spliced from 4 exons.